This is a messenger RNA of Rhineura floridana, 4152 nucleotides long. It is a transcript of the gene ANKS3, whose product is annotated as ankyrin repeat and sterile alpha motif domain containing 3. Gene Ontology annotation, molecular function: protein binding. NCBI's taxonomy places the organism in Eukaryota, Metazoa, Chordata, Lepidosauria, Squamata, Rhineuridae. Gene Ontology annotation, cellular component: cilium. The coding region runs from base 101 to 2074 and encodes 657 amino acids. The transcript is spliced from 17 exons. The record is from RefSeq and is a predicted model, not a curated record.
GGGGGGGGGGCUUCCGGUAGUCCUGACGUUCUGCCCUUGACGUCAUUGCCGGGCAUUUCUGGGAGAGCGGUUGAGGAGACCUGAGGUGAAGCAGGAUACCAUGUCGGAGCUGAGCGAUGAAGCCAGCGAGUCGGAGCUGCUGAAUCGCAGCCUGUCCAUGUGGCAUGGAGUGGGCCAGACGGCCUGUCACCAAGAGUUAGAUGUUCCACUGGACCUUCACACGGCAGCCUCAAUAGGCCAAUAUGAGGUUGUAAAAGAGGGUAUCCAACGCGGGGAGCUAGACCUGAACCAGCGGAACUGCGGUGGCUGGACCCCGUUAAUGUACGCCUCGUACAUCGGUCACGACGCCAUCGUGCACAUGCUGCUGGAGGCCGGCGUGAAUGUGGACGUGCCGACACCGGAAGGGCAGACCCCGCUUAUGCUGGCUUCCAGCUGUGGAAAUGAGAACGUUGCUUCCUUCCUCCUCCAGCAAGGUGCCAAGUUGGAGAUGAAGGACAUCCACGGCUGGACUGCUCUCUUUCACUGCACCAGUGCUGGCCAUCAACAAAUGGUCAAGUUCUUAUUGGAUAAUGGAGCAAAUGCCAACUGCAGGGAGCCCUUUUGCGGAUAUACUCCUCUGAUGGAAGCAGCUGCAUCUGGCCAUGAGAUCAUUGUCCAGUAUCUCCUCAACCAUGGUGUGAAAGUGGAUGUCCGGGACAGCACUGGAGCUACAGCACGGAUGUUGGCCAUGAAGUACGGACAUAUGAAGAUUGUGGGGCUGAUAGACCUGCACACAGCCCCCGUGCCGAAGGUCUUCUGCAGGGGCCCAGGAAAAUACGAAGAACUGAGCUCAUCGGACGAAUCCUACUCUGCUCCCCAGAGGCAGAGGCCCCCUCGCAAGUCCAAAGGCCCCAGUAUCCACGAAGGGCCCCACGCUUUGGCCAAGAUAACAGCCGUCCGAACUGGAGGAAAAAGCCAAUCGCAUUAUGAGCAGAUCCCUCCAGCAGGCUACGUUACCUUUAACGAUGAUGGAAGUGCCUUUGAAGGAGGCAAUCUCCGCUACAGGGAUGUCACUUCUCCCAUCAAUGAACAUGAUGUGGAAAGCAGCAGCAGCCGAGAAGAGAAUUCCCUCUUCGCCAAUCAUUUAACCACCAUCAGGAUCAGCAGUAGCAGCAGUGAAAAUCUGGCCAAAGUCGUAGGGAUCAGCAGCGAGGGCUCUCUGGAGAGCAAUGAGGAUUCAGACCAUGCGACGAAACUCUCUGGUCGAAAGCACCCCAAAAGCUACGUGAAGGCAAAGAAUCGCUGCAGCAACAGCAACAGCCACUGGUCUUACAGAUCCAGGGCUUCCAGCCAGCACUGUGGCCCCUCUCAGGCGGUGACACCCUCUUCCACGGGACCCCAGGAUCUGGCCACCUUCCUCGAGCAGAUUGGCUGCCUAAAGUACCUGCAAAUAUUUGAGGAGCAAGAUGUCGACCUUCGCAUCUUCCUGACCUUAACAGAGAGUGACUUGAAGGAGAUUGGCAUCACGCUCUUUGGACCAAAGAGGAAGAUGACCUCUGCCAUUGCCCGAUGGCACAGCAGCGCCCGGCCUCCCAGCGAUGCCCUCGAGCUGGCCUAUGCGGAUCGCCUGGAGACAGAAAUGCAGGAGUUGGCCAUUCAGCUCCACAAGAGGUGUGAGGAGGUGGAGGUGCUGACUGGCCAGGUGUCUCAGGAGCAAGAGCUGCGUGCCGUGGUUGAGAGCUGCCUGAUGGAGAGGGAUGUGCUCUGGAGCGAUGCCCAGGCGGCACUUCAGGAGGUGCAGGCCGUCGCCAGGAAUGCCGGGAUCCUCCUAGAGCAGAUGCAGGCCUGUCAGGCAGAAGUGUCUUCCCGACUGAAUCAAGAGCAUGCAGCCGGCCGGUUGUUGGAAGUUAAAGCGCAGCUGGGAGCCAGCCCAGAAAGAUGUUCGUCUGCCUUGAAGGUCCUUAGUCUGCCUGAGCUCUCUUCCUUUCUGGAGGAUUGUGUGGGAGAAAUGGGGAAGGCCCUUGCUUCGGUCAGCCUUAAUCUGCAGAGGCUACAGAGUGCAGAGAAGGGCAGGUCACCCCAGAAGAAGCCCUAGCAGUGGAAGAAGCUUUGCAGAGGUUCUGACGUCGGGUGAACAGUCCACCCGGAAGCUGUGUUUGCCUGGGGAAGCGAGUGCAAGAGAGACGCAUCAACUGCACAGGCUGUCCGCAGUGAGAGCCUUCGGUAACUGUCCUGGGAAAGCCAUUGCGUAGAAGGGACGCCAGGGCCCCUGUGCUGAAGGAGGAACAUGGCGCCUAAAUCCUGCCGGAAGAGCUGUAAGCAAAGGAGUCCUUCAAAGCUUGAAGGUCCCAAGUUGGCAACUCGGACACAGUAUGUGUGUCCUUUGCCACGGAAAGUGUGUUCGAUAUCCUUUGGGGCCAACCAAGCACUGUCUUUUUCAGCAACCAGGUUCCUCUCCCUCUGUCCCCUUCUCUGUGCGCACAUGGGAGGAAAGAUACUGACAGGAAGACCCUGCGCUCAGGGAUUUCAGCCUCGUAAGGCUGACCUGUUGAAGGAGUGCAAGGACCUCACCGUGUCUUACCCAGUCGUGUUGGGGGGUCUAGCAUGUGGCCAAGCAGGCACUGCAGCGGUGGAAGGUGAAAGGAGCUGUCGUCAAAGCCCAUUGUGUUAGCAAAUAAGCAACACACACUUUACGUAUGACCGCUUUGCCUUUUGGCCUGGGUGCUGAAGUGACUUUUUUUCAGUGAAAGUGCCAUCUCUAGCAGCAACCACUGGGGGGCUCCCCAGUCCUUAAUUCUUCUCGCAGAGAACUUGGAUGUUUAUUUUCACAACGAGAUGCUGCCCGUUGGCACCGAAAUGGAGUCAUAAACCUUUUUGCUAUCCUACCCUGGGUUUGGCCAGGGAGAACUGCGAGUUCCACCAACAAAAGAGCUCAGCUUGCUCUUCUUCUUCUAGGGAUUGCUUCUCCUAGGAUACACAAGAGUCCGUGCACUCUUUUUCAAAUGGGAACCCAAUAUUUGACAUAACCCCGUGGUGGUUAUACUACGACAGCUGUGGGGAACCUUUGGCCCUCCAGAUGUUGCUGAACUUCAACUCCUUUCAUCCCCAGCCACUGGCCAUGCAUACUGAGGCUGAUGGGAUUUGUAGUUCAGCAACAUCUGGAGGGCCAAAGGUUCCCCGCAUCUGUCCUUGGCUUAACUAAUGACGUAAACAGGACUGUGGACUCUGAGUGGAGGGUUCACCAAGCCCAGCUAGCAAUAUAUGCUAGUGGUCCUGGAGUUAUUGAAUAGGAUGUCUUGCUAAGUCUAGCCUGGUGGCUGCUGUUGUGGCAUCUGUCCUGUGAAAUGGAGGGCUCCCCCCAGCAAUUAAUGCAGGGGGAAUGCAUGUGUCUUUAAGUGACUGCUGCUAUCCUCGACAAAGGGAGACUGGCUGGGUGUGAUCUCUGCUUUUUUCUGCCUCCUUUUUUUUCUGAUGCACAUCUUAAGCCUAGUUCUCCCACCUGUAGUAAAAUGUUUUAAGCAUUGUGUGUCUCACUGCUUUUGCUACUGUAUUUUUUUAUUGCUCAAAUUAAGUCAAGCUGCCUUAAAAUUGCAUAUAUGACAAAGAGGGGAUAUAAAUGUAUUAAAUACAAAUAAAAUACAGCAACAGCUGGGCUGAUCACCCCUCCGUAUUAAGCAUCUCUCUCCACGUAUCACACAUUGGAGCUGAGGAUUCUUCUUCCUGACGUCCUUUCUUUUUAUGUGUUUUGUAUAUUAGGGUAUUAUUCAUUCCUCGGCAGGCCGGCAUGGUACAACUCUGGCCAUAGCUUCACCACUGUUAUUUACUGAGAACUAGAGAUGGUUGCAGUUUCCUUUUCGUAUGGUGGUGGAGCAAAAUUGUUUUUUUAAACAGAAAAUUGGGAGCUUUUAUAAGCGAAAAGUGCGCUAGAUAGGCUACUUUGGCUCCAAGUAUGUCUAUAUGUCAAACCAGAAUGGAGUUGUCAAGAAGGCUGUUGAACUUUGAGGGUGCCUCCCCUAUUUCAGGGAGUAGCAUAUGAAGCUGGGUCUAGUUUCAGCAGCUGGGCAUAUCUGUGUCAUAAAAGUGGGGUGGAGGAAGAGAGAUCUCAGAAGAAGUUAUGUUGAAUGAUCAACGUUUAACAGACAUUGACUGCUGUGUGAAUAAAUUUGACUCUCA